GCCAGACUGUUCACAACAACAAAAGUUGCUCUGAAAGCUCAUGCAGAUUCUGGCGGCCAGGGCGCUGCAGGGCUGUAGUUGACUCCCUGCCCCAACCCUUUUGCCAUUGGGACACUAGCAGCACAAUCGGGUUUCAGCAAGACUAAGAGCAGGCACUGGUUGCCAUAAGCUUUGGCGUUGCAUAGUGACGCUGCAAGCUCCUAUACCGCCAGCAUUCUUGAGGUCAGCAUUUUGUCGGGUGAACCAUAGUCAACAGAAAUGCAUCAGUUGGGGAAGGCGGAUCUGCCGCAGCUGCUGAAGGGUCUGAACGCGAAGCUGGCGGGCAAGUCGUACCCCCCGUCCAAUGUGCAUGGAUCCCUUGUGGCGGAAGAAGUCAUGCGAGAGGAGGGGCGCACGGCAGACAACGUUGACCGGCAGCAUUGGUACGUGGACAGAUGGCCAGACUUCCGCGUGAUCAUGCACGAAGAACGGCUCCCGUCCUUCGAAUGCCCCGUGCGUGCCGUGUGGACGGAGGACGAUGCCGCUGCUGCCGAGUUCUUUGCACACCCAGCGUUUCGGAUUCCCGAGUUUUGGCUGGGAGGCGUCGAGCCCGCCAUUCUAGAUGCUCUCCGCUCUGACUACACUUUCUACAACGACUCUCAUUCCGACGUCUUCGUUCUCAGCCCGGAAGGUGUAAAUGCGCUCUCCUCAGGAACAGACUGCGCGCGAGAGGGGCUCACUUAUGGGCCGGUGGCGCCUGAGGACGCGGAGCUGGUCGCGAAGCACGUGACCUACCCGUGCACCGCGGCCUAUGUCCGGACGAUUCUGAGUUGUGGUCUCCCGUCCGUCGCGGCGCGGCUGAUGUCAGACGGGACCCUCGUGGCGUGGGCGCUGACGCAACCUUACCUGGCCCUGGGAAUGCUCAACGUCAUGCCGGGCCAUCGAAGAAGCGGCCUGGGGCGUGCUGUCGUCACGCUGUUGGCCAAGCAGCAGCUGGCGCGUGGGUGGACGUCGUACGCUUACGUCAGCGGUACCAACGUCGGGUCCGUGCCGCUCUUUGAGUCGCUGGGCUACAAACGAGUUGGAAGAGCGCAUUGGACAGGCUGCAAAAUACGCGGUCCGAGUUAGCCGUACUUCUGACAAGAUCGGAUAAAGUCUUCAUGUGUUCGGAAAGCGGACGAUGAAAUCCCAACAAUCAGGCCGUGCACAUAUAUUCGUCCACGAAUACCGUUUGAUUGUCGAUAGAUUUGCUUAGUAGAGUCAGCAAUUAGCGUGUAUAUACUAAAGACAGGCUAAGAGCUUAGAUCAAAUCGAUCUGUUGGCGAGAGCAGCGGGCUCUUGCCAUAAAAUGGACGUACCCCAGUGUCUAGGAAGGCAGGAUUGUAGGUUCGAUAGACGCAUGACCGACUCCAAAACGGACCAACACAUGUGUCCAGUAUCAUUUGAUCAGAAUUGACAGUAUACGUUUUGGCUUUGGUAAAUACUAUGAUAUUGGGCGUGCCAUGGC
Molecule: messenger RNA, 1486 nt
Organism: Klebsormidium nitens
Lineage: Eukaryota; Viridiplantae; Streptophyta; Klebsormidiophyceae; Klebsormidiales; Klebsormidiaceae
Source: the annotation of a GenBank genome assembly